UCCCAGACGUCAUACAUGUGUUUACAUCAACAACGAUAAGGAGUGCGAAAAAAUUCCUGCUUGGAUUUUGGAAUUUAUGUUAACAAGAAAGACAGAAAACCAAAGGAGAUAGACAGUUGUAUACAGUCGCUCUUUAGAAGCCACAAUACGAAGGAAUCCGGUCACCAUGGAAACCGACACAAUGGAAUCACGGUUCUGUGAUACCACUAAGAUUGACGUCCCGCGUACUCUGGAAGACCUCAUCAAAGCACUACACAAAGUAUUUGAAGAUGACAAGGUCAAUGUGGAGUAUGUGAAAGAGCUGAUGACCUCGUAUGAAAGCAACAGAGCCGACUGGAAGAAAUACGCCAAAUUUGACCUUCACAGAUAUACUCGGAACCUGGUCGACGAAGGAAAUGGGAAAUUCAACCUAAUGUUGCUCUGUUGGAAUGAGUCACAGGGAAGCAGUAUACACUCUCAUGCUAACUCUCACUGUUUUAUGAAGAUCCUUGACGGCGGUGUCCAGGAGGAACGGUUUGAGUGGCCGGAUGAAUCGGCUGAUAACCCCGAGCAGAUGAAGCACAUCGACACAAAAGGGUUUAAAAAAAAUGAAACUGCCUACAUCUGUGAUGAGCUUGGACUCCACCGCGUACUAAACCCGAGCCACUCCGACAAAGCUGUGUCUCUCCAUCUCUACAGUCCGCCAUUUGAUGAGUGUCGAUGUUUUGACCAGAACACGGGCCAUAGUUUUCCAGGAAAGGUCACCUUCUGGAGCAAAUUUGGGGAGCGAACCCCUUGUGGCAAGCCUAAUGAAUGUGCAGCAUAUUGUAAAGAAUCUGCUGAAAAUAACUAGAGACCUGAGAAAGAAAUUCCUGCUGAGAAAGAAAUUCCUAUGGAGUAUAAUGGCUCUUGGGUCAGAAGGCUUGUUGAUACUGUAUCAGAAGGAAGACAAAACCCUCAAUAUACCAUGUGUCACAGCUCGCCUGUUUCACAUGUUGGAUUCCCAUCUUGUUUCACAUGUUUGAUUCCCAUCUUGUUUCAAAUGUUGGAUUCCCAUCUUGUUUCACAUGUUGGAUUCCCAUCUUGUUUCACAUGUUGGAUUCCCGUCUUGUUUCACAUAUUGGAUUCCCAUUUUGUUUCAAAAGUUGGAUUCCCAUCUUGUGUGCUUUAAAUCACAUAUAAUCCGAAAGUGAUCAUUUUCCAAACACACCUUCACAGGAAAUAUUAUCUGGAAUUCACAAACGAUGUUUGAUAUGAAGUCAUUAUACAUGUGUUAAUAUUGAAGUCAGGUUCAUCUAAAUUUAAAACAUAUUGCACUAAAGUGUUAGCUGUAUGAUCAGUAAAAUAAUUAAGUUAAAAAAAGAUUCCUGCAGCUUGUGACCUGUUUGAUUUUGGUCUCAUCUAAAGGUCGUGACCUGUACAGUAGUUAAUGAAAAUGCCCGUAAUGAUUAAACUCUCGUGUAAAGGUCGUGACCUGUAUAUUAACCAAUGAAAAUACCAGGAAUUAUUAUACCCUGAUACUAAUAUAUAAUAAAGGUCGUGACCUGUAUAUUAGCCAAUGAAAAUGCCAGGAAUGAUUAUACUCUGAUACUAAUAAAUAAUAAAGGUCGUGCCUGUAUAUUAGCCAAUGAAAAUGCCAGGAAUUAUGAUACCCUGAUACUAAGGUUGUGACUUGUAUAUGCGUGAGUAUAGAGAAAUCUUUGAUAAGGAAUAUGAGAAGAGAAUUAUGUUGAAUGAUGUCUGCGUAUGUGAUCACUAAACUUCUAUAUUAAAUUGUCUUCAUAAUUUUCUGCAGGAUCUUACCCAAAGAUAAAGUAUUGGAAACUCAAAACUUGAAAGAAAGAAAACUUUUCCAGCUUGUUUUAAUCAAGAAGACUGUUAAAAACCUAUGUACAAUCUGAAGAUCAGAGAUAAAUUUGCUCCGGAAAACAUUAAAUUGAAAUCCAUGAUCUACAAAAUAAGUUUAAAGUUAAUUAUGUUUACCAUUACUACAGUUUUACAGUAUAUGAAUAAGAAAUAUAAUUUAUAGAUGUGAGUGGUAAAUGUGUAAAUGUAACUGCACGAGCUGAAGUGUUUAUUUUGAUUAUUUCUUUUUUAAUUUCUAUUUUUUGAAAAAAAAUUAAUACCUGAAUAAAAUCUAAUUUUCAUCCAUAUUGAUUUAUAUUAACCAUAAUGAGUACACACACAAAAAAACAAAUAGGCAGAUUAAAACAUCAAACAGAUAGCUAUCCACAUAAGGGAGAUGAUUCACAUAAAAACACAUAGGUGUCAUGUAUCAUUCAAGGGAGAUAAUCAAAAUAUCAGAUAACUAUAUGUAAGGGAGACAAUUCACAUAAACUAUAUAGCCUGUCAUAGAUGUCAUGUAUCCUUCAAGGGAGAUAAUCAAAACAUAGCAAACAGAUAACUCUAUGUAAGGGAGACAAUUCACAUAAACCACAUGGCACAUGUAUCAUUCAAGGGAGAUAAUUCACAUAAACCACAUGGCACAUGUAUCCUUCAAGGGAGAUAAUUAAAACUUAUCAAACAGAUGGACUCUGUAUGUUAAUCAAAUAAUGUGUAAGAUGAUAUAUAGCUGUAUUUGGUAUUUUUCGUAAAAUAGGGAAAAGUUUUUCGACCAGAAAAAAAAAGAAAAAAAAAUCAGCCUGUAUUAUAUCAGAAUAUCUUGCAUAGUAGUUUCAAAACCCUCAUUACAUUGAUUGUAAGCUUUAAUCCAAAUCAUCAUAAAAUAUAGCUGGUAUCCCGUAGUGACCUACAGUUGUCCCUUGACAUUAAACUCUAUCAUAAUCUAUAUUGAGGUAUAGUUCUUUUUCACCCAAAAAUGAUAAAAAUUUCUAAUUAUAGAAUCCAUAUUCAUGAAUAGCCAUAAAGAUAUUGCUAUGGAUUUUGGUGAAAGAGAUAGUUGUUUAAAAAAUGGUUGAUUUCUUAAAAUUUAAAAUACAAUGUGGAGAAGUGUAGUUUAUUAUGACAAAAUUAGUUGGGCUUUCUAAACAUUGAUGUUAUCAUUCCAGAUUUUGAUGCCAGUAUUUGUGUCCUUUUUACUAUAACAGCCCUUAGUUUUUACGUGUCAAAAUUUCACUGGAACAUUACGGUAUACCAUUGUUGUCUUGUAAAAUCUUUGUGCAGAGAUCUUCUCAAUCUUCUCGCCGCGAUAGCUCAGUUGGUUAGAGCGCCAUGUAACCUCUGGUGAAAGUUCAAGGUGUGUUGUAUGAUGUUCCCUAUCCGUGUCAGUUUGUGUUUUUCGGAAAGCUGAGAAACGGGUCGAUCUGUGCUAUCAUGGUUGUUACCUUGAGCAAGACAUUUUAACUAAAUUGUUCUUGGUGGCAUAUGACAGACCUCCCGUAUGUUGUUCUGUGAAGUAGUCACCAACUACUACAAGGAGACUCUGCCUCAAAAUAAACAUGGCUGCUCGCAGGGCAAUAAACCAGCAAAAAAAAAACAAAAACAAACAAACAAACAAACAAACAAAAACAAACAAAAAAUCUCAUUCAGUUUUAAACUGUUUGAAACUUGGUUGGUUAUGAUAAUUUUGUUAUGUAGUUUUGUUUUCAUUGUUAUGAUUCCAAUGGAUAAAAAGUUUGCAGUUAAAAUCCUAAUUGUUGAUCCAGGAUUUGGUGCAAAUUUGAUUUAAGUCACAGGGACUUCACGCAAUUUCCAAGUCCAUUGGUCCAUAAAUGUAUUUUAUGUAUCAAUUUGUGUCAAGUCCCUGUGAUAAUUUACUAUUGCUUUAAACAACAAUUAAUGUAUGAAUUGAUUCAGUUAUUACCGUAAUUCUUGCAAAAAAAAAAAAAAAAUUUGUUGUUGAUAAAAGUAAAUGAAUGAUAUGAUAAACCUCGUUAUUUCUGCAAGUGUUAAAUUUUGUGAAUUCAACAGAUAAACUAACACAUGAGGGUUGUUUCUGCGAGUGUUAAACUUCGUGAUUUUGACUGAUAAACUCAUGUAUGAGGGUUGUUUUUGAGAAUGGUAAUUUUGCAAUUUCGAUAUACACAUGAGGGUUAAUUUUUUCACUUUUUCCAUCAAUACAUACCACAUACAUCACAAAUAAUUUGCGUGAGUAAAUUUUUUGCAGCCCAAUUGCAUUUGCAUAUUUUGCUUAAAUAUACCCUUUGCGUAAAUAACCAUCUUUACAGUAACGUAGAUAAAUCUAUGUGGUUGUUAUUUGUUAAUUCUAGCAAGUUGUUGAAUUUUAGAAAAGGGAAUACUCAACUGUAAAAAGGCUAAAUGAAAUCAAUUAUUUGGUUCUCAGGCCAAUUUUUCUAAAAAUGAGGAAGGAAGUCGCACUGUUUGUAUCAUUUAAUUAGUGAAAACAGAUGAUCGCAAUUACCUUUUCUUUUUAUCUUUUUAACCAAUCAUCCAUUUUCAUAUUAACUGCUUCAAAAUGAGGGAAACAAUGAUCAUUGUUCUUUGUCUUUGUUUCAAAUUAAUGAAUAAAUAUAAUGGAUAUUACAGGAGGGAGGUUUGUCGGUGAUGAGUUUUUCCAAACAUUCUUCUCUCGAAGAAUAAUAUUAGGGACAUUUUUUUUAUUACUAACCAAGGAAAUAUAUGAGUUGAUUGGUUUUUUUUUUUAAUUCAGAGCAGAUGAGGGCCUGAGAACCGCAUACUAGUUUUUUGGCCUUAUCAUUCAGCUAUAUUUUAUAUAAUUUUAUACAGCUGGUCGCUAACAGCUAUUCGACCUUUUGUUAGUUUUGUUGUAGUAUGUUUAACAUACAUGUUGUUAUGAUUUGUAUGAGGAGGUUGAAUUAUAUCAAAAUAUUUUUGUUAUGUUUUAAAUUGAUAGCUGUAUUGUUAUCAGUAAAUAUUACGAAAAAAAAAAAAAUAUUAAUCAAGAAUCUCUUGAGCAUAUUCUACCAAAAAAUAUUUCAGUAUUGGGAUGUCGGAAAAUUUUCUUUUUAUAUCACACCACUCUGCUUAAUAUCAUAUCAGUUAAUAUCAUAUUGUUCAAUAUCAUUUUUCUGUUAUUGUCAUGUUUGACUUAAAACAGAUGUUUUCUAGUUUGCUUUAUAUCAAGCUUCUUUGUUUGUUGUUGUGGAAUAUUUUCCAAAUAUAGCUUAUUAAUACAUAAACGUAAAAUAUAUACUUUUUUAUUUUACAAUUACGAAACAAGUCAUAUCAACUUAUGACAAUCACGCUUGGAAGUGUGGGAGGGGUCUGACUGUGGGAACCCCGGCCGCCGAGGUGAAAGGCAAGUGUGUUACCACUGGGCCUCCCACCAUCCUAUUAACAUACAACGCAUACAAAAAUAUCCGAUAAUUUAUAUAAUUACUGUACAACAUGAAAUAUUUGUGGGUAAUUUUUUUGGUGGUUUUAGAAAUAUUUUAAUAGGUAGGUGGUAUGAAUUGUCAUGGGUAUCUUAUUUUAACAAAGGUAGUCUAGUAAUAAAUUUCAAUAUAAAUUACAAGGUUUGGGAGUUUUAUUCCGUUUGACUCUAUCAGGUCCCGACGUGUGAUCAGACCUUUAAUUGAUAGUAGUAAGAUAAACAUCUAUUAAUGACGACGUGUAUGUCACUUAGGAGUCAUCUAAAAAUGAUCAUACAUGAACUUUUUUUUAUUCUUUUUUCUGAAGAAAAAAAUAACUUUAAUCCUUUCACCCCUACUGGCCAUAUUGGACUUCAAGUGAUGAAUGAAUGGCAGGGUCCACUAAUGUUUCUUAGGGUUGAAAGGGUUAAUUUAUUUUUAGUAUUACUUGGUUUAUUUGGUGCCUGUUAGCUUUUCCUAAUAAUCUGCAGUUCUAGUAUUUAUCGCCUUAUUUCUUACUAAUUAACUUUAAAACAUGAAAUUCAAAUAUAGAGAUAUAUGGUCAGGGACAUGUAUAUUAGUGUACAUCCCUGAGUCGGGGACAUAUAUAUUGGUGUACGUCCCCAAAUCAGGGACAUGUUUAUUAAUAUACGUUCCCGAAUCAGGGACAUGUUUAUUAAUAUACGUCCCCGAAUAAUGGACAAAUAUAUUGUGUACGUCCCUGUGUCAGGGACAUAUAGGGAUAUGUAUAUUGGUGUACGUCCCUGAAUCAGAGACAUGUAUAUCAGUGGUCGUCCCUGAAUCAGGGACAUGUAUAUUUGUGUACGUCCCUGGAGCAGGGACAUGUAUAUUUGUGUACGUCCCUGGAGCAGCGACAUGUAUAUUUGUGUACGUCCCUGGAGCAGGGACAUGUAUAUUUGUGUACGUCCCUGGAGCAGGGACAUGUAUAUUUGUGUACGUCCCUGGAGCAGGGAUAUAUAUAUUGGUGUACCUAUGUCCCUGAAUCAAGGACAUGUAUAGUCUGGUACGUCCCGGAAUCAGAUGCAGUAUCGUAUUCAUGAUUGAUUAUUUUUUUAUUUGAAAUUGUGUUCAUAUAUUCUGAAAUUCUAAAAAUAAAAUUUGGUGCACUGUGAAA
Molecule: messenger RNA, 6345 nt
Organism: Pecten maximus
Lineage: Eukaryota; Metazoa; Mollusca; Bivalvia; Pectinida; Pectinidae
Product: cysteine dioxygenase type 1-like
Exons: 5
Coding region: 167-832 (221 amino acids)
Biological process (GO): L-cysteine catabolic process
Molecular function (GO): cysteine dioxygenase activity; ferrous iron binding
Source: RefSeq, a predicted model, not a curated record